Centruroides sculpturatus (bark scorpion) is the source of this 1897-nucleotide messenger RNA. Its product is annotated as Krueppel-like factor 4. Lineage: Eukaryota; Metazoa; Arthropoda; Arachnida; Scorpiones; Buthidae. Gene Ontology annotation, biological process: regulation of transcription by RNA polymerase II. The record is from RefSeq and is a predicted model, not a curated record. The coding region runs from base 114 to 1082 and encodes 322 amino acids. The transcript is spliced from 2 exons. Gene Ontology annotation, molecular function: RNA polymerase II cis-regulatory region sequence-specific DNA binding; DNA-binding transcription factor activity, RNA polymerase II-specific.
AACUUCUCACCUGACCAGAACACGCAAGUCCGGAAUCGGUAGCGGUGCCUACCGCUUCUCUGUACUCUUCCGUCCAGCCAGAGUUAAGGUUAGGCCCGGUUUAUAGGUAGAGAAUGACUGCAGAAAUGUCGGAUUUUCAUGACAUGUGGCAGGAUAUUGAAAGCGUACUUCUAGGAGACAGCGGACAAAUAGAAAACAGAAAUCAGCAAUUGAUGGCAUCGUAUGAAGAUGAGAGAAAUUCUUUAGUAACUACUGACAUAGCUCAUUCUCAAAUGUAUCAAGUCCCUCAACAAGCUAACAUUAUCGCAGAUUGUUCGAAUCGUGAUAACAAUAACAAUAAUUUAUAUACAGAUUCCAUCCGUAGAUCGAUUUCCAACGGUUAUUAUUCAAAUGAUAUGACUUAUUGCAGCGUGUAUAAUGGAAAUCAGUAUACAUGUAACAAGUCGGGAUACGAAGUUGUAACUGAUAUAAAUCAAACUAAGGGAUACUGUACCCAAUGGAAUAGCUAUCAAGCAAAUUUUCAAGCAGUUUCUCAAAUGUCACCCCCGGCAUCACCCGAAAAUACGGUAUAUAAUCAAGCUGCAAAUUACCAAUCGUUGGAGCACGGAUGCCAUCAGUAUCCACUACGGCAUCCUCAAGUGCCUACGCAUUUCCGGUUAGUAACACCACCCUCUUCGCCCCAUCUAGCAGUGAAUGGCACUGCAACUUAUUGUCAGCAAUCGGGUGGAUUAGGGAUUCCAAACACCCCAGUUUUACCACCUCCACCCUCGGUUAGAGCUCGAAGAGGACGUAGAAGUACGGGACGUAAGAAAGUAACUAUACACACAUGCACCCACCCGGGAUGCAACAAAACUUAUACCAAAAGUUCUCAUCUGAAAGCUCACCUGAGGACCCAUACGGGUGAGAAACCGUAUCAAUGCACGUGGAAAGGUUGUGGAUGGAAGUUUGCAAGAUCUGAUGAACUUACUCGACAUUUUCGGAAGCACACGGGAGAUAGACCGUUUCAAUGUAGACUAUGCGAGAGAGCCUUCUCUAGAUCCGAUCACCUAUCUCUACACAUGAAACGACAUACUACAGUUUAGUCCACUUUUAAACUUUGCUCAAAAAUAUUUCAUAUUUUUCCAUUCUAGUCAAGAGACAUUAUAUAAGCUGCUAUUGUUAAUAGUUGUGGUAUGCACAAGCCACGUCAAUUUUCUCGGUAAGUAUACAUACGUACGUUUUUUUAUUUUUUUAUUUUUUAUAAUUAAAGCGAGGAUGUGGUAAAGUAAGAAUAAUUUACGACUUCCUGGCUUUAACAGUGCACAAUAUGUAUACAAUACAUAAGAUAAAUGAUAAUUUAUAAGAAACUCUACAUAAUCAUUUCCAAAAGACAAGUUAGGAAAAAAUAAUAAAUAAAACAAAAAUUUAUAGAGUUAAAAUAUGAUCUUUAUUAAUUUUCAAAACAAUAAUCUAGAAUCUAGAAUAAAUUUAAAGAUUUAAAAUCCUGUUUUGAAGAUAUAAUCCGAUAGUACUUAUGGAAAUGAAAUGUAUAUUGACCUCUAGAGUGUACAUACAUCAAGGUACUGGCCUAAAUACCUAAACAACAGAAACCACUAAAAGUUUAGAUGUAUAAAUUUUUAUUAUUUCUAAAUUUAAAAGCAGGAUAUCCUGUUAAAAAGAGCUAAUUUUUUUUUAAAGUCUUAUUAUUUAAUACUACAGAAGGAUCUAAACUAUGAUUCAUUUUGGUAAAUUUCCUUCAUAAAAAAAUAUAUAUAUAAAGUUCAUAAAUAUCUUAAAUUAAGAUUUUUUUUUGGAUUUAAAUAAUUUAUUUCUUUCAUUUUUAUAUGUAUAAAAAUUUUGUUUAGAAAUUCCUUAAAAUACUAAGGGUGGAGUUCUGUUUUCUUUUUACAUUCUUGAC